AUGACUUCUCUCGGACGACUCGCCAACAAAGUAGCUGUAAUCACGGGUGCAGCUUCAGGAAUUGGACGAGCCACCGCCCUAGCCUUUGCCAAAGAAGGCGCAAGAGUAGUCUGCGCCGACAAGCGCUCGAAAAGUCAUUUCCACCGCUCUGCCGAAGAAGACAGCACCACAGUCGAGCGAAUCCAAGCAUCCAAUGGCAAAGCCGUUUUCACCGCUGUAGAUGUCACUCAACCGGACUCCGUGCAAGCUAUGAUUCAGACUGCAGUGCAAGCAUUCGGUAGAGUGGAUAUCAUGUUCAACAAUGCGGGAAUUGCACCUGAUCCAAAAGAUUACCUCCCUUGUUGGGAACUCGAGACGGAUAUUUGGCAAGAGAUACAGAACGUCAAUUCCACAGGAGUUUUCUUCGGCACGAAAUAUGCUAUUCAACAAAUGUUAAAGCAAUCACCACACUCCAGUGGUGAUCGUGGAUGGAUUAUCAAUACAGCUUCAAUUCUCGGCUUUGUCGGAGCGGAGCACACGGCGGCAUAUUGUGCCUCCAAGGGCGCCGUGGUAAAUUUCACGAGAGCGGCUGCGCUGGAUUGUGCACCACAUCGAAUUCAUGUGAAUGGGUUGGCGCCGGGAUAUACCGAGUCUGCGAUGACGGGACAUUUGUGGCAGGAUGCUGUCGUGAAGGGGAAAUUACUGGAGAAACAUCCUUUUCGCGGGCUGGGGAAGACGGAGGAUUUGGCCAAGGUUGCUGUCUUUUUGGCGAGUGAAGAUGUGCAAUGGGUUACUGGGGUAAGUGUUGAGGUUUUUUUUUCUCUUUCUUUCUUUCUCUUUUCUCCCGGACUAUACCAAAUAUAUCAAAAAGAUCAUUGCUGA
Sphaerulina musiva SO2202 is the source of this 861-nucleotide messenger RNA. Its product is annotated as NAD(P)-binding protein. The record is from RefSeq and is a predicted model, not a curated record. The transcript is spliced from 2 exons. NCBI's taxonomy places the organism in Eukaryota, Fungi, Ascomycota, Dothideomycetes, Mycosphaerellales, Mycosphaerellaceae. Bases 1 to 861 code for a protein of 286 amino acids. Gene Ontology annotation, molecular function: oxidoreductase activity, acting on the CH-OH group of donors, NAD or NADP as acceptor.